Funneliformis geosporum is the source of this 930-nucleotide messenger RNA. The record is from the annotation of a GenBank genome assembly. NCBI's taxonomy places the organism in Eukaryota, Fungi, Glomeromycota, Glomeromycetes, Glomerales, Glomeraceae.
AAAUGUACUGGUUUCGGAAUGUUAACAUGCCAAGGUGUUAUAGGUGUUGAAAUGUCGACCAAACGACCUGAAAUUAGUAAUACCGUUUCUGAGCCUGAUCUCGAAAAAAAGGUUGCUGAAAAACUGAGUUUGAAGGACUCUUCUGACCUCAAGGGUGAAAAACAAGAGAACACAGCUAAUUCCGGAGCGUCUAUUAGUACGGAAUUCACUUCAAAACUGGUAGCAAAUGAUGAAGAUGACAUCGAAAACUUUGCAGUAAGACUAGGACUCGAUAAAUUCACAAAAAAUAAAGAUGAGUGGAAGAAAUUUUAUGUCUUCGCUGGCUCAGAUUUCAUUUGGCCUCAACCCCCGACGGAUAUUAAUGAGCGUCGCUUAAUUUUUGAUUAUGUCAUCGAUCCAGAUUGGGAUCCAAUCGGGGAGGAACUCGCCAAAAAUGCACUUGAAUAUCGUCGUUUACUUGAAUCCGGCACUCUUGAUCCAUUGCAGGGUACACAUAUAUUAAUCGUUCAUGGGGAAUUUGUUAGGUAUGGAUCAAGUGGAGAAGAAAAGAAAAUGAUGGAGGAUUAUCCGGGGUGUUAUUACGUACCUGUUAAAGAACGUAUUGUUGAAUUGCGUAGAUUUUCGGCAUCUGAUGCGAAUACAAAUGUGCAUAUUCGUCUUCGAAAUACAGUAAAUGCCCAGGAUGAAGCGGGUAUGGCAAAUGUAGAGCAAGAUGGUUGGAGUACAAAUCCUAGUAGAGCUGAUGGAUAUGGUGCUGGCGCAAAAAUGUUUUGGGCUUCAAGAGAUUGUAAUCCAGCUGGAGUCACAUGUGGUGUAAUUGGUUACGAUGUUCUAAAUAAUAUUCCGCAUUACAAACCCUGUAGACAUCCCUACGUAUUUCUUAAAAACGAUAUUUUCAGCCAAAGGCCAGAAUUACAGGGAUCGGAAUGA